CGGGCCCGGAGCGGCGGCGGCGGGAGGCGGGCGGCGGCGGCGGGGGGCGGCGGGGCGCGGGCGGAGCCGCUGCCGGUGCCGGCCCCGCUGGCGGAGCCCGGGGUCCCUCCAUGCCGCCAUGGCCCCCGCGGCUGCCCGGCCCCGCGCCCUGGCCCUGCUGCUGGCGCUCGGAGCCCUCGCGUCCGAGUGGCCCCCCCAAAACACCAGCGAGGCCGAGGGGAGAAGCUGGGAGGGCUCCCUGGAGAGCAGCCCCCCAUGGUGGGACCCGGAGAGCAGAGAACCCCCGGGGGGGGCCAGCAACAGCACCAGCCCCGGGGGGGCCGCGGCGGGCAGCGAGUCCACGGCGGGAUCCCAGCUAGAGCCCCCCGAGGGGGGUACGGCCGCCACCACGGACCCGGCGGCGAUGCCAGAGGGGUGUGCGGGGUGCGCCGGGGAGGGCGACGCCAGCGCUGUGCCCCCCAAAGCCGGCGCAGCGGAGGAUGGCCCGGCAGCGGUGACCUGGCCCGGUGACGGGGGGACGGUGCCAGUGGCACUCGGCAGCCCCGAGGAGCCGGGGAGUGGCGAGCGGCCCACGCGAGCCUCCCUGCCCAGCCCGGGGGGUGUUGGGGGGCUCACGGCCGCCCCGUCGAGCCCCCCCAGCCCACGUCUCGCCACCGACUCAGCCGAAUCCAACCUGCUGCUGGCAGCCGGGGGCUCGGCCGCGCCGCGGACCCCCUUGCUGGGCGACCCCAGCCCCGUGCCGGGUGCCGCGGGGGACUCGGGGCGUCCCCCGGAGCUCUGGGUGGCCGCAUCCAGCCCGGCCCCGGCGCAGGGGGCUCGCGGCCGGACGGAUCUGACCUGGCUGGAGGUGGAGGAGCCUGGCACCGCCACCCCAGGCCCGGCCGAGCUGCCCACCGACCGGACGGCCUCGGAGAUCAUCGACGUCGACUACUACGACUUGUUUGAGGGGGGCGAGGGGCUGGGGGGCUUCCCCGGGGGUGGCCGGGGGGCGGCUGGCUCAGUGCGGCAGCGGGAGCCGGAGGGGGCAGCCACGCCGUGGGCCCUCCAUGAGCUCUACGACGACUUCACGCCCUUCGACGAGGCCGAUUUCUACCCCACCACCUCCUUCUACGCCGAUGGGGACGAGGAGGAUGAGCUGGAGGAGGAUGAGGAGGAAGAGGAGGAGGAGGAAGACGGGGGGCUGGAGGACGAGAACGGCUACCGGCCGCCCACCUCAGCUGUGCCUGGUGCCCAGCCGGCACCACGGGACCCCCGACCCACCGGCCGCCGCGACACGGCCCCACCGCACCCCUCCAGCGUCACGGGGGGCAGCCCCACGGCGCGGCCGCGGCCGGGGGAGCGGGGCCAGCCAGAGAACGGCACCGAGUGCCGGAGCGGUUACGUGCGGUACAACAGCUCCUGCCGCUCCAUCUGCGACCUCGUCCCCAGCUACUGCCACAACGGCGGCCAGUGCUACCUGGUGGAGAGCCACGGGGCCUUCUGCCGGUGCAACACGCAGGACUACACGUGGCACAAGGGCACGCGCUGCGAGGCCAUCGUCACCGACUUCCAAGUGAUGUGCGUGGCUGUGGGCUCGGCUGCUCUUGUAGUGCUGCUGCUCUUCAUGCUCACCGUCUUCUUCGCCAAGAAGCUCUACCUGCUCAAGACGGAGAACAGCAAACUGCGCAAGACCAAAUACCGCACCCCAUCCGAGCUGCACAACGACAACUUCUCCCUCUCCACCAUCGCCGAGGGCUCCCACCCAAAUAGAGAAGCGAAGGGCUUUGCUGAGCGCGAGCCGAAGGAGGAGCGUAGGUCCCUCUAGCCUUUGCCUUAGCUCAGAGCCGGUUUUCCCCGUCUUUCGACCGCCUUUAGCAGCCGUAGCGUCUGCCACCGCUCGGCCCGGCCGCCCUGGCAGGAGGGUCCCGGAGCCAGCUCGCUCCCCACUGCGGAGAGGAUGAACCUUGGGAUGAAUUCGGUGCCGCUCCCUGGCGUCUCGCCGGGGUCUGACCCGUCCCUCAUCCCCUCUGGGAUGCGGAGGGCUCGGUCCCACUGUGGCAUGUGGUGCCUGGGACGCAGCACACCGAGGAUGCGGAGGGGACGGCGUGGCCAACACCCCCGGGAAAGGGGCUUUUGGGGACACGCGGUGCAGCCCCUCCGCCGGGCGAUGGAGCUCGGUGCCCCGGCAGCAGAGCCCAUCCCGCAGGGUUUGCCGCGGAGCCGAUGGCACAAGCCGGACCAGCCGGGCCCCGCUCACAGGGUCACUGCCCAGGAGAUGGAGGUUUCCUGUCCUCGUAGAGGCACGGCUGCGUGACACCGGCUCUUGGGUGUCUCCAUCCACCUGCUGCUUGCCGUGCGGCACCGGGAGCACCGCGACCACGGGUGCCUCACCGCCACGGCCCCGGGCUCGUCCUGCCCCGCCAGCACUGACGGCGACGCCGGGACCAUCCGGGCACAGACGUUACCCAACGCAGCCAGAGCUUGGCGCCGGUGCCGGGGGGCACGCUCUCCCCAUGGAUGCGGGACAAAUUUGGGGUGCAGCCUAGUGCUGGGGUGGGGGAGGAUGCUCCCAGCUGCCAUGGUGGGACAUCGGGAAGAGGCAUCCCUGGCUUUGCCGCUGGUGGAUCCGGCCAGCGGCGCGGCGGGGCCGGCUGUACACUAACGAACCUCAAUAAAUCCAACCCCUCGGGCCUCCUGCCAAGCGCCGCUCGCUCGGGGAGUUGCUAAUUGGUGUGGGGGGAUGAUGAGAUGAGCUGGGCUGGAAAUGGGAAGAGAAACGGGGUGGUGGAGGGGGGGAGCUGGAAAGGUGGCGGGUGGGAUGGCUCCCAUGGCCAGUGCGGCUCUUGGGUGCUGCUGGUGAGCGGCUUUGGGUGCUGGAGACACCCCAAGGUGGGGAACGACACGGUGGGUCUGCAGGGGUGCCUGCACAGAGGCAGGGCCCGGAUCGGGACCCUGCAUUGCCGGCGUGGACGUUGGUGCCGUCACCCACUCCCAGCUGUGCGUCACCCACCCUCAUCACGCCGGUGGCCCCCACGGCACAGCCGUCUCCUGACCCCC
This is a messenger RNA of Phalacrocorax carbo (great cormorant), 3036 nucleotides long. The record is from RefSeq and is a predicted model, not a curated record. NCBI's taxonomy places the organism in Eukaryota, Metazoa, Chordata, Aves, Suliformes, Phalacrocoracidae.